Messenger RNA from Eremothecium cymbalariae DBVPG#7215, 741 nucleotides. It is a transcript of the gene SKI6, whose product is annotated as exosome non-catalytic core subunit SKI6. The record is from RefSeq and is a predicted model, not a curated record. NCBI's taxonomy places the organism in Eukaryota, Fungi, Ascomycota, Saccharomycetes, Saccharomycetales, Saccharomycetaceae. Bases 1 to 741 code for a protein of 246 amino acids. Gene Ontology annotation, cellular component: cytoplasmic exosome (RNase complex); nuclear exosome (RNase complex); nucleolus. Gene Ontology annotation, biological process: U4 snRNA 3'-end processing; rRNA catabolic process; nuclear mRNA surveillance. The transcript has a single exon.
AUGUCAAGUCUAGAAAUAUAUUCACCUGAAGGUAUACGUAUUGACGGGCGUCGUUGGAAUGAGUUAAGGAGGUUUGAUUACUCUAUUAAUACACACCCAAAUGCUGCAGAUGGAUCAUCUUACCUGGAGCAAGGUAACAAUAAGAUAAUCACGUUGGUUAAAGGCCCUCAGGAGCCCAAUUUGCGUUCACAAGUGAACUCAAAUAAGGGUACCUUAACUGUCACUGUUAAUAUAACUAAGUUUUCAGAUAUAGAAAGAAGUCAAGCAGGCCACAGGAAUGAAAGACGAACUCUAGAAUUACAAACAGCCUUGGUACGUACAUUUGAAAAGAACAUUAUGUUGCAGCUAUAUUCACGUACUGUAAUUGAUAUCCAAAUACACGUAAUACAAAAAGAUGGUGGUUUGCUGGGCGCAAUGAUAAAUGGAAUAACUUUGGCACUUAUAGACGCUGGUAUUGCAAUGUACGAUUAUAUUAGCGGUGUGUCCGUGGGACUGUACGAUACAACUCCUUUAUUGGAUUUAAAUGCACUCGAAGAAAAUGCUCUCAGCAGUGUGACUCUUGCUGUUGUGGGUAAGUCUGAGAAGCUAUCAUUGUUGUUGGUUGAAGAUAAAGUACCUUUAGAUAGAUUAGAGAGUGUAAUGGCAAUUGGUAUCGCUGGUUCUCAUAGAAUAAGAGAUUUAAUGGACAAAGAAUUAAGGCUACAUGGUAAGCGUAGAGUAGAGAACACAUCUACGAAUUGA